GGAGAAGCAGCUUCUGCCCAUCUUCAUACUGUACUGUCUUUGCUUCAAUUUAAGAACUAUAAAAAUAUGUGAACAUGCGCAAUUCGUAUUUUGCUUACGGGAACUGGAUGAGGCCGGGCUGGUUCUCGUGCUGACGUCCUUUGUAAACAGCGACACGUGGAGGACCACAAUGCAAAGACAACAACAGUACCACAUUAACAUCACCCAGGUUGACAAAAUUAUCACCGUCCAGGAUAAACAACGAUGUUUUUGAGGAGGAUAUACAACGAAAUAAGGUAGAAAGUUGUUUGACUAUUUUGUCGGUAUUGCAUCGUUUUGCACGUUCAUUGUCUAUGAUGGCGUAUGUCAGUCUCGGAUGCUGUAUGUUAAAGUUAGCUGGCUAUGCAUUUGCGUCUAGACUACAGUAAUCCGGUUUUAGCCCACAUGAUAACCGCUCGUGGAGUUGCAACUGGCUUUCGUUGUGCAGCCAAAGCAAUGAGCGCUGCAGCAGGUUCAUCGUACUUCCAGGCUCCAGAACUUUGUCUGCCUGGAGUCCAGGAAACACGCCCUGGGUGCCCGCCGCGAGUGCGGAGACUGGUCGACAUACCGGGAUGCGAACCGGACCGAGUCAACGACUUGCUUCUACUCAGUACUUCGGAGUCACAGGGACAGUGCGGUUCAGCCACCGAGGCCUCCGAAGAACGCAGUGCACAUGUUGUGUUUUUCCCUGGAGACAUACAGGUGAGGUGUGGGCGUUGUCAGGCAGGACAUUUGAAUAUCACUUAUUUCGCCAUCAAAGGAACAUUUUAAGCUAUUUGUCAUUACAUGAUGCAGCUUGGUAACGUUAUACACUUAUUCCAAUUGAUGCCAAGCAUUCGGUUAAAGGGCCGUUGUGUAGCUAGCCUAUAAUCCUGUUAGCUAAAUUGGUUACAGUUAUGGUUGUUUACAUUUCAAGUGGAGUGUCGAAUUCACAUAAUCAUGCCCACAAAUAAUUAAAUUCAUUCCAAGAGUCCCAACAGGCUAGCCUACUUCAAUGUUAUUAUUCCAAGUGUGUCUUAGUAUUUCCGAGGGCUUUUUUGUAUUCUUGGGAUGUUGCGAGUGGGAUGCUCAUCGAUUGUUAAUGAAUGUGUUCAUUGUAUGCAAACCCCUCAACCUGGUCACAUAGGGACCACUCUUUCACCAGAUGUGUGGAACACCAUUGAGAGGAGGAUAGUUGAAAAACUGGUGAAGUAAGCUAGGUCUUCUACCCAAGGAACCAAAGAAAGAGGUCAGAUUUGAGCCUUGGUGGAAGGGGUAGCCUAUUUUCAGUCAGAAUUAGUUUAUGGUCAUUGUUAGGCAAACUGCAUGACAGGUCUUGUCUGCCAAUUGAUGCGGUUGUAAUCGAGUUGCCAUGGUGCACAAAAACAUGAACCCUUCUUAAGCUGCUCUAAGCCAGGUGACUCACCCCAUCUUUCUCUCUCUCUCCAUCCUCGGCCCCUCUCUUCUGUCUAUCUCCCCCACUCUCACCCCCAUCUGUCUAUUUCCCUUUUCACUGACCCCCUCUGUCCACCUCUCCUUUUCCCCCACCUCUCUCACCUCCACACAACCCACUCCUCCCAUCUAUAUCCUACACCCCUGUUCCUCUGUCCAUCUCCUCCCUCUCUCAUCCCUAGAACUUCCAGCAGGAGAUGUCGCUCCAGCCGGAGGGGGCGCAGUGGCUGUCCUGGAGCCUGGAGAACGUCGCCCUCACCCUGGGUCGUCGCUUCCCUGACCGCCACGUGUGGGUGAUCCGAGCCUCCCGCAUGUACCUGCACAAGUUCAGCUGCUACCACAACUUUGUGGAGAGCAACCUGUUUGGAGCGCCCGAGCACUCACCUGACUACGGAGCAUUUCGCCACCUCAGGUGUUCCAUCUCGUAAUGUUUUAUUCUAGCACUGUGAUUGUCGCUAACACUCACUACCAACCUAUGUUAUUUUUAUGCUGUUCUCUCAACUUACUGUAAAUUACUUUAGAUAAUCUGCCAAAUGACUGAAUUGUAACUGUGAUUGUAGGGCACUGCUGAGCAAUGGCAUGGAGCAAGCUGGCUUGCCUAACCCCCUCCCGCUUCAAGGGGGCGGCGACAAAGUCACCCCUGGUUUCUCCUUGGCCGUGGUGGGCUUCAGCAAAGGCUGCGUGGUGCUCAACCAGAUGGUGUACGAGCUUGCGAGGGCGCGGGCUGACCCGGAGCUGGGGCCAUUUGUGGAGCGCCUCUCAGACAUGUACUGGCUGGACGGCGGCCACCCGGGAGGCAGCGAGACCUGGGUGACUGACAAGCGGGCGCUGGGGGAACUGGCAGCCAGCGGGGUUGCGGUCCACGCCCACGUGACACCGUACGAGGUACGUGACCCCAUGCGGGCCUGGGUGGGCCGCGAGCAUGGGUGCUUUGUCAAGAAACUUGAGGACCUAGGCGCCCGACUCAGCCAGAAGCUGCACUUUGAGGAUGAGCCCGCAUCCAUCGAGAACCACUUCCGGAUCAUCCAGGAUUUCUGAGGUGUUCGUUCAUUCCUGACUGUCUAUUGGCAUGCAAAGUAAAAAAAAACUGGCAAAGCUUGAUUCACGCUUAUGAUUUGAACUGCAAAAUUCUGGUUUAAUGCAAGGGGCUAAAGCUAGUUGAGUCUCAUUUCAUCCCUUUCAGUUCUUCCUUUCGUGCAGAAGUCAAUCUCACUGUCCCCAUCUUCCUGGACCUCAUAUUUCAUGAUCUAUGAUAUCUUUAAUAGCCAAGAAUGCAGAUUCCGAUUGGAAUGCUUUGCCCUUAUCUAGACACCCCUCAGUCAUUUCUCCUAGGAAUUUAUUUCCUUACUACUACAGAUUGGCCUACAUCAUAGACAAAGUUUGCAUAUUGUACUUAAAUAAGGGAUAUUUUUUAUGUGAAAAUCUGAAAGAAUGCAACUUUAAAGACUGACAUUAAGUAUGUAGGACAAAAUCAAACCUUUGAUAAAAAAAUGCCAAAGCAUCUUUUGGCUGAAAGUGAGCAGAGGUUAUUUGCAGUGUCUCACGCUGUUGCUCUGAUGUCUGUAAUCUCGUAAAGUCUUAUGAUAUAAUAGACACUAUUGAAUGUUAAAGUACGAUGAACCUCAUUGAGAUACUCUUGAAUUUCUGUCCUCAACCUCCCCUUUAAAAAGAGAUUCUCCGGUACUUUUGU
Messenger RNA from Coregonus sp. 'balchen', 3139 nucleotides. Lineage: Eukaryota; Metazoa; Chordata; Actinopteri; Salmoniformes; Salmonidae. The record is from the annotation of a GenBank genome assembly.